AAUCCGCAGUUUCCACUGAGCGAGGCUGUGAGUGGAGACUGAGCCCUGAUUAACCCCAUUUGCAGGUAGUGGCUGCAGCUGCGACCCUGGAUUCAAGGACUGUCCAUCAAAUGCUCUCCUUGGACAAAUGAAGCAACCAAAGCUGGCGGAGACAAUGCCAUAGGGCCCCCAAAACAUAGAUUUAGGAGUCCAAUGUGAUCUCUCCCACUACUCUGUAAGCUUGAAGAUAUAUCUUACUUACCGCUGUAUGCCCAGAAUCUAACACAAUACCUGGAAUAUUAGUGAGUUAAUAAAUAUAUGCGGACUGACAGAAUGUGUGACAAGUGAUAGACUUUGUCAUUUAGCUAUAUGAAAUUAGAUGCACAAGUAACAUCUGGGAGGGUCUGAAGUGGAUUCUGAUUUUUCAUGGCAACUAAAGUGAAAUUGUAAAGAAAAGAGUAAAAUUGUACUAGAUGGGAAGGAUAUACGUCCCCAGGAGGAUGCCACUCUCCCCACUGGCCUUAUGUCCCCCUCAAGAAAGAACAAUGCUUUCUCCUUUGACCAAGGCAAACUGGUUUGGCCAACCAGGUACAAGAUUCUUGGGUCAGGGCCAGAAAGAACAGGACAGUGAGUGGCUGUUUUUGUUUGUUGUUUUCCAGCAGUAGUGGGAGAGAGCUCAUCAGAGAAUGGCUUCUGUGUCCUAGGUGACUUGGUUUCCCUUCUUUGGUUGCUGCCAUGGAGUCUCCUUCAGAUGCCCUUGAGAACUUGUGGUCAGUAAAUCUGCCACUCAGACCAUGGGAAUGAAUGAGCAGCGGCUACAUUCUAUAGAGUCCACCUGUUGUUGGAGUGUUUUUCUCUUCACCUCCUUCCCAAACUCUUCCUUGGGGAUUUUUCUUCAGUGUGUGGGCCAGUCCAGAGGCGAUGUUGCAUGGUGGUUUUUGCUACAGUUGGGCUACACGGUGCAUUUGCCUUUGUUGCUGGCCUCUUGCUCCUGAUGCAGCUGUGUAGGCUCUUAUAUCCUUACAACCCUAGCUGCAUUCAUGUAGCUUUGUUUCACCGUUGGCUGACAGUGCAGAAGAAGAUUGGACCUUGUACCUUGAGAAGUCCUGUAACAGGUUGGGAGGACUUCUGACUCUCUUCUUUUCCACUGGGUUUGCUAUAUAUUCUUUUGAGCAGAGCACAGAGAUCUCCACAGACCUCUAGGGCAAGGAGAAUACUAGUUAAUAUUCCAUCAACUUGGAACUCCAAGAUCUUGUGUUUACUUGCGUAAAGCCACUACAUGAAGUCACAAUUGAGAAUGAAGUCAUUUUUUUCAUUCGCCAUAAGGGGGCGCUCUUGGCUCUGCUUCUUAACCUUUUCUGGGCUAGGCAGAGAACUUUGCUGAUUUAGGAGGCAACUGGUAAUUUGAGGACUGAUAAGACCAACCAUGUCUGUGGUCAUUUCUGUCCAGGAUUAUAACUAAUUCUUGCCUAAUUCGUAAUAUCUGAAAAAUGUUCUCAAAGAAUAACUGUGCCCCAAAUGGGACAUGAAAAUAAAAACUUGCCUAAUAGCUAAGAGUGGUCAGAAACCUCAGACAUGAGGAGGAAGUGGGGAAUGCUUUAACCAAGGCUUCACACUUAUUAAGACUGUUGAUAUUAUCUCCAAACAAUGAUUAUUUUGUGUUUGUGGGUAUGAAACGUGUUAAUUUGUUAAAUGUAUGCCUUUAAAGUAUCCUGUAAUUUUAACUCGUCUUUUUUUUUUUUUUGAUAUAUGGAGAGAUUUUCAAAAUGUGACCCCUGAAAGGCAACAUCAGGUUAUCAUAAUUCUGAUUUUAAAAAAUUUGUCAGUGAUUCAUUCAAGAGUAUUUAUUGAGUAUUUAUUGUACUGUGCAAGGUACAGAUUUCAAGAUCAAUUCCAAACUAAACAAGUAAAACCUUCUCUACCAACUUGGUUUAGUAGUACUAAAACAAAUACUUUGCAUUUUUACACUGUGCCUUCUGGGGUUUUGAAGCCUUCUCAUAAGGCUUUGAUCUUUACAGCACCCCUUUGACGGGUAAGGUGAGUAUUUUCUCUGCUUUACAGGCAACAGUAUGCCUUUUAAUGGGGAUGAUUUUAUAUGCUUUAAAUAUUUUAAGCAGGUUGUUGAGAGUUCCAACAAUGUCAGUAGAAGCACCCACUUACAUGUGACACAGAUGGAUCAAAAUAUAAAGAGAACACUUUUAAAACCAAGUAUGUAUCAGCACCUGUGUCAAAUAAGGCCAUCAAGGACUCUCUUGGGGGAGCUUAUACCCUCCCCCCCCCAAGUUCUUCAUCAGCAUCCCCUACUGUUUUGGUGUUGAUAAUUAUUGUUUUCUGAGUCUUUUGUAAACUGCCCUAUAAAUGGAGCUUCGAUGCCGCACUCCAACACCAAACUCCCCCUGUAGAGGUACCUACCUUGAAAUUGACACUGACCAAGUUCUGCUCUCAGUUUGGCUCUUACUUCCUAUUGAACCCUAGCUAGUCUUGACUUUUCUGAGACUGAGUCUUCAUGUUUACAAGGAGGGAUUAGAUUUUGAUCUUUGAGUUUGCUCCACCCUCUAUGAGUUUUACGUGUUACAGCUGUAAAACGUUAAAACACUUCUCAUCUCUGAUACCCAGGAAUAAUCGUUUCGGUUAGAUAGAUGCCAACACAGUCUCACCUAAUUAUGGAAAGAAAAAAUAAUCGUAAAGGCCAUGCAAAAAAAGAAAUUGUGUCAUUGGUAAAGGGUUUUUCCAACUACAUCUUCUAUUUUUUUCUUGUGGGGAGGUGGGGGCAUUACACGUUGUCUUUUGGUGAGUUGGUACCAAAUAGCUUUGAGAUUGUGUUAAAUAUGCACAGACCCGAUUGGUGUACUCUCAGAAAAGUGAUUGGAUCUCUGUCCGAAAGACCACGCCAAGAUAAAAAUACACAGAAGUUGAAACCAACUGGAGAAGCACAAGAAAUAGUGUGGCCAAAAUCCUAAUACCAUCACAAGUCAGUAAACACCCCCUUCUAUGGAAAACCAUCCCAGUAAUCCCAGUAAGUAAAUAGACUUAAAUGAUGUCAGCCAGUGCCCCAGAAAAAAAUGAUUCCUUUUUAAGCCUCUAUUUAAAGCCAAUAUCUUCUAAAAUGAGCAUUGAGUUCACACAGAUAUCUUUUGAACCUCAUAUGAUGCUUGACACUGUGGGGAAAAAAUUCUAGACGAUAGACUCUGUGCCCUAAAAAGACCUAUUCAUCUAGCAAGCCAUUAACUAAAUUUUGUGUAAGUUUAAAGUGUUUAAAGGUGCAUGUUUGCCAAUGCAGGAAAUGGCACCACUUAACUCAAGGCUAAAUAGGGCUCAGUUUUAUUUGGGUCCAUUAAGUGGUGCUGGUUUUGAUCGGUCAAAAUGUUGUGCCUACUGUUUCAGCAUCCUCCAUGAGAGAGAGUGGACAACUGAUGAGAUUUUAACUGACCACUUUCCCCGAGACAAUUGCAUUUGUAGAUAGGAGGACACAGACUUCUGUCCUGGGGGGGGGCUUCAUGGGCUGGAAAGGCAGAGAAGCUGGUGGCUAUUCUUCAAAGUGCUGCUGCGAGUAAGAGGGGAGAGCCUGGGCCAAGCAGGCUGAAGCUGUGGCUUCAGGUCUUGCUGCUCAGGGUUUUAUGGAGCAUAUUCUGACAGGCUUAGGGAUAGAGGAUGGAAGAACCAAGUAAGGAAAAGAACGUGAUGGUUGAGGCUGGGGCCUCAGAGGAGGCAGUCCUGAUAGCAAUCUAUUAGCUAAAUCCAAAUUAAGCAAAUGAAGCCACCCACUUAAAUCUGAGAGAUUCCAAAGCAUUCAAGCAUGAGAGCUGAAGCCAAAGAAAAGAACAGCAUGUGCUGAACGGAAAUUUGAAGGUUGACUUAAUGUCUGUGGAGGGCAAAUCUGAGUGACAUCGUACUUCUGAGCAGAAUUCAUUUGUAAGUGUGAGAAAGUGAGCUUUGAUGGUCCCUCUGGAGCACUGAGGAGCCCAAGAGUGAAGGCUUAGGAAAUGGCAUAAGAGACAUUCAAUAGUGUGGUGUAAUUCUCAAACUUCUUCUUAAAAAAUCACCCCCCCAACACCCCCCAAAAAAAGUAAAGGAGAAAAAGCCUUCCUCUUCUCUCUGAGUUGCUGCAUGAGUUAUACAAAAUUCAAAGGUAGGGUGAUGUCUGCCAGGAAUGGGAAAGGAGAAAGUGCCUGGGUUGUCCUAAAGGUGAACUGCAAAGAGCAGUGGAGGAGGGGGAAGAUUGAAGAGAAGCCUAGAAAGGACAGGCUGUCUAACUGGGAGAAACCCCCCCAGCAGGGAAGCCAAGGGCCUGCAUGGUACCUGUCUCUGCUACCAUCCAGAUAUCCAAGCAACGUUAGAAAAUUCACCCCCUUUCCUUUUUCGCAUUGGCUGUCAAGAAGCUCAAAGCUGCUUCUGAACAUUUAUCUGAUCAAGACACAAGCAGAAUAUUGUAAUAUUCUUAUGGCCAACUGAGUUUAAAAAAAAUAAAAAAGGCUGCAGUAGGGCCAGAGGCUGGGGGUUCCAGAGAAUGGGCAUCUAAGGAAUAUCCAUAUUCCAUUAGUGGCAGUUCAAGGAGGUUCUGAAUUAUGAAUUGACCUAUUAUAGGGGUGUGUGUGUGUAUACAUACACAUAAAACAUCCCAUAUAUAUCUUAUAUAUUAAUAUAUAUGUUAUGAAUUGGACUAUUACGUAUCAUCUAUUUUAGGCCCAUAUAUUGGUCUAUAUUUUUGUUGUACUUAUUUCCUCAUAGUAUAUGGCUUUUUAUCUUUUAUUUCUCUUUACAUAACUUUAUUUGAUGUUAAAUGAAAACGUCCUCAAUUAUUCUUUAGGUAAAAUGUGGAGUACACAUUUAAAAUAAUAUGUCUCAUUCUGUAACUCUGUUCCAGGCACUAUACUUUUCCUUCUGUAAGACCAUGGCAAUAAUAAUCUUGGCGGUGUGGCAAACCCUGCUCUUCUAAGGACUGGAUGAAAUCACUUCAAGUAAAACACUUAGUUAAUGCCUUGCAGACGUUACAUAGUAACUUUAACAUUAUUGUUAUUGUUUUCUCAUUUAAUGCUUGCAGUAGCCUCAUGCAGUGGCUACUAUUGUUAUUUCCCUUUGGAAAGGAAGGGGUGAUAAGAAUACGCAAAGCUUCAUGGAGAGAGGCGCUGGCCCCAUCCUCAUUGUCUGUGAGGCAAGAAGAGGCAAAGCUAGGGUUAGGAGCGAUCCCUGGCUUCGAAGUUUCCGUCCCAAACUUCUAUCCUCUAGGCGUCCCUUGUGUCUGGCCCCCGGGUCAAACGCGGAGGUUGCUUUUCAUGCAAGUUCUGGGGUCACCCCCUGCCCCCGCCCCGACCCAGCAGAGCUCUCUUAAUACCGACUUCCUCAGGCUCAGUCCAGGCCAGUCGACUCCAGCUGAUGGCGGAGAAACGCAGAGGUGAGCGUGGCCUCGCCGGUGGGCUCUCUGAGCCUGGUUUGGGGGAAUAGGCGUCAAGGACGUGGGGCAAGUUGGCGUCGCGAAGCCAGCAAGGGAAAGGUAGGGAGGGCGUGACAUCAUCUGUUCAAUCAACAGCCUCCCCUGAGGCUUCCAGAAUGCAAAAACAUUCCCUUGAUUCUCAAAGUGGGUGGUUUACUGAUUUCACUGCUUCCACCCCAAAUUGAGAUGCAGCGGCUUUUAGCCAGAUCUGGGCAGGCUCUGGAUGUUAAAUCCAGCCCUUGACUUAUUUUUUUCUUUUUUUUUUUGUAAAGUGAAGGAUAACAGUCGCGGUCCCCUCUCUUCCCUCCGUGCCUCCAGGUUCCCGUCGCUGGUCUGGGCGACCCCGGCGCGCCGCGAAGGGACGACCCGCCCGCCAGGUUUGGGGGCUCCUCCGGGGGAGUCUGCGUGAGGUGGGAUCUGGAGCAGUCCGCGAGCUGGCGGGCAUAGCUCCUCACCGGAGACACUGAAACUGGAGGAGGUUCCCGUCCCGCCAAUCUGAUUUCCUGCGCUGCUCGCCGCCGCGCGCCGCCCAAGACCCGCGGUUAACUGCAAAAGGGUAGUUUGCUGAUCACUGCUGGUUAGAUCAAUACGGCGAGAGCAGAAAGAAAAGAUCCGAAAUACGAAAGCUCCCCGAAGCCGGGAAGGGGAGAAAAACGGCGGCUGACAUCACUCGGGGCGGGGCCGAAAGCCCUAAGAAAAGUCGGUAGGACCCGAGCGGCAGGCGCUGCCAGACACCACCUCAUCAUGAGCAGUCACAACGGCUCCGAGCUCCACGUCCUCUGCAGCUCCGGCCAGCUGUUCUUGCAGCCCCUCUGGGACCGCCUCAGGACCUGGGAGGCCCUCAUCCAGUCGCCCUUCUUCCCCGUCUUCUUCUCCAUCACCACCUACGUGGGCUUCUGCCUGCCCUUCGUGGUGCUGGACGUCCUGUGCCCCUGGGUGCCCGCGCUACGGCGCUACAAGAUCCACCCGGACUUCUCGCCGUCGGCUUGGCUGCUGCUGCCCUGUCUGGGGCAGACGCUCUACCAGCACGUGGUGUUCGUGUUCCCCAUGACACUGCUGCACUGGGCGGCCAGCCCCGCUCUCCUGCCCCCCGAAGCCCCCGAGCUGCUCCAGCUGGUCCGCCACGUCGUGCUCUGCCUGCUGCUCUUCGACACCGAGUUCUUCGUGUGGCACGUGCUGCACCACAAGGUGCCCUGGCUGUACCGGACCUUCCACAAGAUGCACCACCAGAACUCGGCCCCGUUCGCGCUGGCCACGCAAUACAUGAGCGUCGGGGAGCUGUUUUCCUUGGGUUUCUUUGACAUGAUGAACGUCUUGCUGCUCCAGUGCCACCCGCUCACUGUCCUGACCUUCCACGUGGUCAACAUCUGGCUGUCGGUGGAGGACCACUCGGGCUACGACUUCCCCUGGUCCACGCACAAACUGGUACCUUUCGGGUGGUAUGGGGGCGUGGAACACCACGACCUGCAUCACUCCCAGUUUACCUGCAACUUCGCCCCUUACUUCACACACUGGGACAAAAUACUGGGAACUCUGCGGUCUGCUCGAGCCAAGUGACAUGCAGGCACCCCUCCCGGCGUAGUAGUGGGUGCUGUGGUGAGGGGUGGGUGUACCUCAGACAUUGUGCAUUUCACCCUUGAAUCGGGAGAGACACCCUUGAGGUUGCUUUUUUGUUUUAUUUGCUGGAAACUUACAGAGAAAAUCUGAUGUAUUUUUCACAAUCUAGUAAUUUAUGUAAUGUUUGUAUAUCAACAAUUAUAUUCUUGAUGUGGAAUUUUAGCUCACUUCAAUAGCCUUGAUAUCUGGUUACAAAGUAUCCAAAAUCACUGGCGUAUUUAAAUAAUCUCUGAAAAGGUUUGUUUGUAGAACAAGGAGUUUUACUCUGUUUGAAGGUGUCCUAGAACUAGGCUAAAAUAAUAUAUUUUUAUGGAGAAUCUGAUCUGUGACUCUGUAAACAAUGAAACAUGUUCCUGCUGGACAGUGACUAAGAUUAUUGUACCUUUUUUCUUUGUUUUCAUAGAGCUGUAUAUUUAUAUCGAAGGAAACGUUAUUUAUGCUUGAAAAAAAGUAAAAAAAGGACAUAAACCAAA
Delphinapterus leucas (beluga whale) is the source of this 7500-nucleotide messenger RNA. The record is from RefSeq and is a predicted model, not a curated record. Lineage: Eukaryota; Metazoa; Chordata; Mammalia; Artiodactyla; Monodontidae.